UGUAGGUCCGAUAAACACUAUCGGCCCUAUGGACUAGCCAACAUAUCUUUAAGAUUCGUCCUCAGUUGACGGGUAGGCUGUAAGGACGCGUAUUAAGGAAAUGUCUGGUGUUCAACGAGAUUUCCUUGAGCGUGCCCUAUCUAACGGUUUCCAAAGGUUGGGCCGAUCUCUGGCUAGAAAUCCAGCGCUGUACAUUUCCACCUCGUUUGCCAUUUCGUUGGGGCUGUUCAGCUUCGUCCUUCUUCCGCUGGUGCCUUACGAACCACUGCAAAGGCUUGUUCCUCCGUUGAAGUACUUGGAUGACCCCGAAUUCUUGUUCGCACCUGUGCACUCACGAGCAUACGAAGAAGCUCGUAUUAUCGCUGCGUCGUUCCCGACAAAUACAUCUUUGAAUUUCGACGUUGGAAGGGCGACGCGACACGAGGCAUUUGCUCGAGUGAUAAUUGAGGCAAAAAAUCGCUCUGUACUUACCGGCGAAGUGUGGAAAGAUGUUUUACAACUUGACAGAUUAAUUCGCGCUUUGAGCAUCAAUACCGCCGACACCUCUUCGAUAGGACGACAUCGUCGAACUUACUCCGAACUGUGUGCGCGAGAUAAUGGGCGUUGCUUCGUAAACGACUUCCUAGUGCCAUUAACGAAAAUGAUGCCCAUGCUAGAAUUUGGACCGCUAACACUCGACUAUCCGCUCCACGUUAUCACGAGAAAAAAUGGCCGAAGCUUCUAUAUACCUACGGGCGUUUUUUUUGGCGGUGCGAAUCUUUCCGAGGACGGAAGCAGUCUACGUUCAGCACAGGCACUCACACUAGUCUACUAUCUAGAAGCAGAAUCUGAUGCUAGCAAGUUCAGAGCGCGCCAGUGGGAAUCUGCCUUCGUUGAUCUGCUCAGCGAGAUGCGUCUACCCAACGUACGAACGUAUUUCUUCACCUCACGAAGUCUCGCCGCAGAGCUAGAGCGGAACAUGCUCUCGGUAGCGCCCUUGCUCCCUAUAACAAUUGUUCUUAUGCUGGCGUUCACAAUGGUAUCUUGCUCAAUGACAGGUGGCUGUGAAUGGUAUAUGGCCAAACCAUGGGUUGGAUUUUUUUCCUGCGUCACCGUCCUCUUAUCUGUUGGGGCUGCAACUGGUUGUAUGGCCUUGGCAGGGGUUCCACUUAUUGGAAUAGAUCUCGCUGCGCCCUUUUUAAUGCUCGGUAUCGGUUUGGAUGACACUUUUGUAAUGCUAUCGGCCUGGAAGCAUACGAAACCUUCUUUAAGCGUACCGGACCGUACUGCGCAAAUGUUUGGUGAAGCCGGUGUAUCCAUUACGAUUACAUCGAUCACCAACGUCAUCUCAUUUGUCAUCGGAGCGUACAGUCCUUUCCCAUCGGUGUACAUGUUCUGCGUGUACACGGCUGUCUGUGCAGCGUGUACCUAUCUCCUACAACUUUUGUUACUAGGCGCGCUGAUUGCAGUGUUCGGCUAUUGUGAAUCUUUUCGCCUGCACGGUUUAUUCUUGUAUCGGCUACCGGAAGAUACGAAAAGAAAUAAAAAAUUAGGGAUCACCGGCAGCCGCAAUAGCACUAGUAGCAGCACAAGCGAUAAGCAAUAUAGCAGUCAAUUGCUAAUUAAACAAGAUAAUUACUGUAUCUUCCGCGAUCGUGUCGCACCAUUUCUGUCUCGUCGUCCAGUGAAACGUUUCGUUGUGGUACUUUUCUUAUCCUACGCGUUCGUCGCUGCCUACGGAUGCUCGCAACUUAAAGAGGGUCUGGACAGAGCUCGGCUCACGUUAGAUGAUUCAUAUGCGAAGGAUUUCUUUAUCGCGGACGAUAAGUAUUUCAAAAGUUACCCCUACCGCGUCCAGGUCGUGUUUAACCGGCCACUGAACUAUACGUUAGCUGAGGUCGCAGAAUUAGCCCCAGUUAUCGAGGACUUCGAGUCAUCGUCCUACGUGCGUAAUCGUGCCCUAACGGAGUGCUGGUUCCGGGAAAGCGCCAAUACCACGAGGCUUCGAGAGUACCUUGGAGUUCUUUCCCGCCGCGCCAAACUCGGCAGUCUAGCAGAUUACCUCGCUCCCGGAAUCUCUAUCAUUCGAAAGGAUGUCCGCUGGAAGAAUCAGAGCAUAGUUUCAUCUAGGUGUAUGCUUCAGGCUCGAGAUGUUCGUAGCAGCAACGAUGAGGCUGCUAUGAUGAUGGAGCUUCGAGAGAUUGCCGAUCGUCACUCGGCUUUCAACGUUACCGUGUUCCAUCCACUGUUCGUAUUCUUCGAUCAGUUCCUUCUAGUCCGCUCGACUACUGCCCAAUCCGUAGUAGUCGCUACCCUCGUCAUGAUCCUGGUCACAGUUUUACUCUUGCCGUCGGGCUGGGCGGUUGCAUGGAUGGCACUUACAAUCGCUUCGAUCGAGCUCGGUGUUCUCGGCUUCAUGACUCUGUGGGGCGUCAACCUCGACUCGAUUUCGAUGAUCAAUCUGAUUAUGUGUAUCGGCUUUUCUGUUGACUAUUCAGCGCAUAUAGCACAUGCGUUUCUUACCGGACGCGCUCCAACUCCUGAGGGGCGUGUUGCUGAAACGUUGUCAGCGCUGGGCGUACCAGUCGUCCAGGGUGCCUUGUCAACCCUGCUCGGUAUCAUCAUUCUGGCCGCUGCACCGUCCUAUAUCUUUCUCACCUUUUUUAAGACAGUCUUCCUGGUUAUUGUGCUCGGAGCGCUACACGCACUUAUAUUUUUACCGGUUUUCCUAUCGGCAACGUUCAAGCAAAAGAAGGAAAUUAUUGAGAAUAACGUCGUCUAGAAGGUCGAGUCCCAAUAGUCGAGCCAAUUUGCCGUAUCGCAAAUAGACGGAUGCUUCCGUAAUUUUCUUUCUAAAUGUUCAAUUCAAACAAAAACCAUUUAGAAUCGUUCAAAGAUUUGGAAAAUGUUGGAUCCUUCCGAAGUUUUCCACCAGAGUCCUUUUUAGACGGCAGUUGUUAAAUCAUCUUCUUUCAAAUGCUCUACACAUCGCAAAUUUAGAGAUUCGUCUGAUUAAAAUUCAAUAUUGAGAGAUUCUAACAACUGCAAAAUCUCUCUUAUCAUCAAACGUGGAACCAAUAAGGUAAAAAAAUUCAAUAGCUUACUUGUAUAUAGAAAAAAAUGUCUAGAGUGGACAAUAGAUUAAGUUUGUUCCACUAAAUAAAUGUUUUGUCGUAGGUUCUAGUUGAUGAGUUCUAUAAACGUAGAGCAUUGCUCAUUUAUAAACAUUCUUCUCUUAUUGAAUGAUGUUGCAGUACGAGCACUGCAAUUCUUCGGCGAACAGUUGUAUAUAUCCGCAUGUUUAUCCUGACACACGCGUAUUGCGCUGAAACCUGUAUCAUAGAAAUGAUUUUGUAAU
Molecule: messenger RNA, 3337 nt
Organism: Varroa destructor (honeybee mite)
Lineage: Eukaryota; Metazoa; Arthropoda; Arachnida; Mesostigmata; Varroidae
Product: patched domain-containing protein 3-like
Cellular component (GO): membrane
Source: RefSeq, a predicted model, not a curated record